Molecule: messenger RNA, 1799 nt
Organism: Exophiala viscosa
Lineage: Eukaryota; Fungi; Ascomycota; Eurotiomycetes; Chaetothyriales; Herpotrichiellaceae
Exons: 2
Coding region: 295-1521 (408 amino acids)
Source: RefSeq, a predicted model, not a curated record
GCUGCUCCUUACUAGUUGUUCUGCACAUCCUCUUUCCCCUUAUUGCUAUCGACGCUCAUGAUCAGAGCCUUAUCACGGACUAAGAGUUGCGAGUGAUAGCCCGUUGCAAGUCGCUUAGCAUAACCGAUGGUCUGAGCGGAUCCGUUGACUUCGAUCAUCUGUGCGUCACCCCGGGUUUCUGCGACAUCGCUCAGCCUGGGUUCCCAACCUCCCGGUAACAUCACUUCUACCUGCGCACGACGAGACAAGCCUUUACGAUUGUCAAGAUCUUGCAGUCAAGCGGUGUUGUCGAAAAUGACUUCGAUUGAAGCUCCGCCUAGGCCCCAGGACAGACAUGGCCGACGCCGACCCUUUACGACCUGGAUGCGCCGACUAGCAAACCUCAAGACCCUACAUGUCGAUUCCAACGAACCUAGUGGCGGGCCUCGACGGACUACACUGCCCAUGACUGGCAAGUCCAAGAAAGGAAACAUGCUGAAGAAUAAUCCAUAUCCUCUAUCAUCGAGGGCAGAACCUCAGAAUAACGGAGGGCUAUCGUUCUCCACGCCAUUAUCGUCCCAAAGAUCCAGGCACAGCUCGCUCUCACAGAGCAAACACUCGAUGUCCAUAUCUCACGACAGCCAGACAUUCAACAAGUCAAGAGCCCCUACGCUAGCUACGCAGGCAGAGACAGCAAUAUCAGACGCGGCCCCUUCAGGUGCUGGGACAAGUGCUACAGCCCCGAAAACUGAUGGCGGCAGGGACAGCACAUUCUCGUCUCCUGCGCCAUCCGUACGGUCAAUGACCACCACGCUUACGACUGUCCAAUCGAUUGCGCCGGCACACAAUCACCCAACAGCUCAAGUUCCCACACAUAGCACAUCGGCAAGCAAUCCCACCUCACACAUUGGCAUUCAACCGGCCACCGCGGUCCCAGCACACUUGGCGCCUCAUGGACAUCCGACGACCUACCACUCUGCGACUGCCAACAACGUCCUCUCGGAUGAUGCCUCAAUCCUCACAUUGGCCUCUUCCUCCAAGAGGCGCCGACGCAACUCGGUGGACACAAAUGCGUCCAUGAAGGCACUCGCGCCCGGGUCAAUGUUCGGUGGUAGCCGCGAAUCCCUUCCUCUAUCCGUUCUUUCAGGAACAGUCAUUCACUCAGGUGCAGACAACGCCUCACUUCGAGAUGCCAGCGGCGCCGCGUAUCAGCGAUCAAACAUCAACGCCGAACGAGCCAGCUUGAUAUCCGCAUCAGGCAUCACAGCGCCAGCAUUGGCCAGCGAGCGCAACAGCUACAUUGGCAGCAAGUACGGCGACGCGGCGAGUGUGCGCAGUGGAUUGCUCGGUGCAGGGCAUGGUCGAAAUGACAGUAUCAGUGGGAGCAUCGGUCAAAGAGAAAAGGAUAAGGACAAGGAGCGAGAAGGUGGUAUGGUCACUGCCCCUACCAGUCCCUUGCUCGACGGACCAGGAGUAGGCACGCAAUACACAACCGCGCUUGGAGAUGUUUCGGAGGCACUGGACCAUGAGAAGGCCGAUUGAAUGAGCGUUAGAUGAUCAUGAGCAUGGCGUUGAUGUUGCAGGAAAUUGCUCUAUGCAUGGCGGCUGGAGCCUCUGAUGAUUGCAAAAAGGACUUCCCAAUCGGUUUUGUGGAUCAGUAAUGCUGGUAUAGGGCGCUCAUGGAGUGUGACUUGACAAGAACUGGAUAAGGCAAUUGUGAUGCAUAUGAUACCCCCCUGGAAAUCCAACACGGAAUGGACACCGCUUGUACAUGGCGUACAUCUGACUUCUAAAUCAUAAUGAAAAGAAUAGUGUCCUUG